Messenger RNA from Dovyalis caffra, 288 nucleotides. The record is from the annotation of a GenBank genome assembly. NCBI's taxonomy places the organism in Eukaryota, Viridiplantae, Streptophyta, Magnoliopsida, Malpighiales, Salicaceae.
AUGAUUUCUUCUGCUCUGAAAAGCCCAACAUUGGAGAAAGAUGAUAAAGGGAGAAGCUCCAAAUUUAUCCCAAAGAAAUAUGGGAAUAAAAAAGUGAAGAAUAAUGCGGUGAACGUGGAUCGAACACGUGACCUUCAGAUCUUCAGUCUGACGCUCUCCCAACUGAGCUAUCCCCGCACUGAUGCUUCUGCACCAUUUAGAGAAAGACGAACUUGUGGAAGAAAGCCAGAACGAUGCCAGCGUGAGAAUGAUAAGAAAUUCAGGGAAACAUUGAAAACAAUAGAUUAG